GAGAGCUGCUGGAGGAGUCCCAGGUGGAGGCAUCCAAGCUGCGGCAGAAGGCAGAAGACCUUGUGAAGGACAACAAAAUGCUGAUCGCAUCAUCUGCCUUGGAGGACCUGGUGGAAACGGGAGCCGUCGGCCCUGAUCUCGGCUCCACACGAACUGCCCCAGGCAGCGCCCAGCCAGACUCGGAACCACGGAAAUCUCCUCCAAGUGGAACCUCCUCGGAGUUUGAGAUCGUCCCUGUCGAAGUGCAGGGGUUUCCCCAGGAGAGCGGAAGAGUGGACUGGGAGCAGCCCCAGAAUGAGGAUGGCAACCUGCUGCCUCAGCUGCAGCAGCUGGAGAACACGCUGAGUGGCUGCGCCAAGGAGGCCAGCAAGGACCAGGUCUUUAUGCGCAUGGGCUACAUGGCCUCCGAGCUCAAGCGUCUGGCCUCCAAGGUGCACAAGAACGAGCAGAGAACAUCAUUCCUGCAGACGCUGUGUGAGACGCUGCACAGUGAGAACAAGGAGCUGCGAACCAAGCUGGAGCGGGACCUGGAGCAGAGAAAUCAGGCGCUGGAGAAGCUCAGGUGCGAGAACCAAGAGCUCCGGAGGAUGGUGACGCUGAGCAGCCAGGACAGUGGGAAGAGGGAAGCUGCUGAGCAGCAGCAGCAGAGCGGGGCCACGGUGGAGAAGGCGCCGGGCAGAGGAGAGCUGGAGGCCAAGGAGAAGAAGGUGAAGAUCCUGGAGCACCAGCGCAGGGAGCUGCUGGAGGUGAAUAAGCAAUGGGAUCAGCACUUCCGAGCCAUGAAGCAGAAGUAUGAGCAGAAGGUCACAGACCUGCACCAGGAGCUGGCUGAGGCCCGCAGGGCACUGACUGAGCUGGAGUUGGAGCGGGAGCAAAAGCAACGGGAUUUUGACCGCAAGCUGCUCCUGGCCAAGUCCCGGAUUGAAACAGAGGAGGCAGAGAAGGAGAGGCUGGCCAUGGAGGUGAGGGACCUGCAGCAGAGGAUGCGGUUCCUGCAGGAGCAGCUGGCUCCGGUCACGAGGCAGCGGGAAUACCAGGAAAAGGAGAUCCAGAGGCUCAACAAGGCAUUAGAGGAGGCCCUGAAUGUCCAGGCCUCUCCACCACCCAUCUUUGCCAGCACCAUGGAGCCAGUAGGGAAGCUGCCACAUCAGGAGCUGCUGACCCAGAACGAGCUACUUAAGCAGCAGGUGAAAAUUUUUGAGGAGGACUUCCAGCGGGAGCGGAGUGACAGGGAGAGGAUGAAUGAGGAGAAGGAAGAGCUGAAGCAGCAGCUGGAAAAGCUGCAGAAGCAGUUGGUCCUCUCCAGCAACCAGCUGCGAGCCUCCAAGGAUGACUGCCAGAGGGAGAAGGAGGAGAAGGAGAAGCUGAAGAAGGUGUUGAAACAACACAAACAGGCUUCUGGAGAGAGGCUGCACCCCGAGCCGCUGCCAGGGCCGCUGGGCCCUGCCUGCCCCAUGUACCAGUAUGAGUACAGUCCCCCCGUGGCUCAUCCCAUGUACCACGGUUUCAACGAGUGGCAGCAAGUCCGAUACCCACCAGCGAUGCCAGGCGAGCACACACCAGGACAAAACUUCCACCAUUAUCCCCCGCCCGAGUAUCACUGGCGCCCGCCCUGCGCCAUGGCUCACAGCCAGAACGCCCAGGCAGUGGCUGGAGUGAAACCGGUCCCCAAGGACUUGGAACAGGCAGGUCCCAGACUGCCCUAA
Molecule: messenger RNA, 1706 nt
Organism: Apaloderma vittatum (bar-tailed trogon)
Lineage: Eukaryota; Metazoa; Chordata; Aves; Trogoniformes; Trogonidae
Gene: TNIP1
Product: TNFAIP3 interacting protein 1
Exons: 16
Biological process (GO): negative regulation of canonical NF-kappaB signal transduction; regulation of transcription by RNA polymerase II; cellular response to lipopolysaccharide
Source: RefSeq, a predicted model, not a curated record